Molecule: messenger RNA, 237 nt
Organism: Bipolaris victoriae FI3
Lineage: Eukaryota; Fungi; Ascomycota; Dothideomycetes; Pleosporales; Pleosporaceae
Exons: 1
Source: RefSeq, a predicted model, not a curated record
UAUACUAAGAGCGCUAGAAGAUUUAAUGUUAGCCGUAGAACGCUCGUACGGCCGCAUCAAGGUCUAUCUACCUCACGCACUAUCCGCUAUCAAAAUCAGCAGGCUCUCCACCCAGAACAGGAAAUUAAGCUUACAGAAUAUAUAGACCCACUUAGCGUAAGCGGCACAGAACCUAAUAGAAAUCUCGUUCAGAGUUUUGCUGCGGAGAUCGCGCAGAAAGAGAUUAGUUAUCACUAG